Molecule: messenger RNA, 1449 nt
Organism: Solanum stenotomum
Lineage: Eukaryota; Viridiplantae; Streptophyta; Magnoliopsida; Solanales; Solanaceae
Product: serine carboxypeptidase-like 50
Exons: 1
Coding region: 40-1395 (451 amino acids)
Biological process (GO): proteolysis
Molecular function (GO): serine-type carboxypeptidase activity
Source: RefSeq, a predicted model, not a curated record
CCACUUCUUUCACACUCACUCCAUCAAGAUUUGCCAUUGAUGGAUUUCAAGCUCCUCUCUGUUCUCAUCUUCCACUACUUCCUAAUCAAUUCAUCAUCAAUCUAUGCAUCUCUUCCACUCCCUAAACAAUCUCUCCCCACUAAGUCUGGCUACCUCACCGUCAAUGACACAACCAACUCCGCCAUUUUCUACACAUUCUACGAAGCCCAAAACCUCACCACACCUCUUUCUCAAACCCCACUUCUCAUUUGGCUUCAAGGUGGACCUGGAUGUUCCUCUAUGCUCGGAAACUUCUACGAAUUAGGCCCUUGGCGAGUCUCUUCUUCUCACAGACAAAACGUCGAACAUGUAGAGCUCAAUUAUAAUCCUAGAUCUUGGAAUCGGAUUUUUGGGCUGCUUUUCCUUGAUAAUCCAAUUGGUGUUGGAUUUAGCAUUGCUGCAACACCUGAAGAAAUCCCGAGGAACCAAAAAGACGUGGCAAAGCACUUAUAUAUCGCGAUCAAAAAGUUUAUCGAGCUGAAUAAAUCAUUCAAGGAUCGGCCUAUUUACAUCACGGGUGAGAGUUAUGCUGGCAAAUAUGUGCCAGCAAUUGGAUAUCAAGUUUUGAAGAAAAAUGUCAGGUUGCCGGUUCGUAGUAGAGUGAAUUUGGUUGGUGUUGUCAUUGGUAACGGACUAACUGAUCCGAUUAGCCAAGUUGCUACUCAUGCUGCAAAUGCGUAUUACUUUGGAUUGAUAAAUGACAAACAAAGGGGACAACUAGAGUUGCUUCAAGAAAAGGUGAUUUCAUUGGCAAAGAAUGGUGAUUGGAGUGAAGCAACGAAUGCUCGAAGUAAAGUCUUGAACACAUUACAAAACAUGACUGAAAUGCCAACUUUGUAUAACAUUAGAAGGCAUAAGCCAUACCAAAACCAUCUGGUAGCUGAGUUUUUGAACAAUGUUGAGGUGAAAAAGGCAUUGGGAGUGAAUGAAACUAUUGUUUUCGAGGUGUGUAGUAAGGUGGUGAGGGAAGCAUUACACGAAGAUUUGAUGAAGAGUGUGAAGUAUAUGGUGGAGUUUCUUGUCAAGAAUACUAAAGUUUUGUUGUAUGAAGGUCAGUUGGAUUUGAGAGUUGGCUUGGUGUCAACCGAGGCGUGGGUGAAGAGAAUGAAGUGGGAAGGAAUCGACAAGUUCUUGGAAGCAGAUAGAAAAGCUUGGAGAGUUAACGACGAGCUAGCAGGGUAUGUGCAGAAAUGGAGGAACUUAAGCCAUGUUGUGGUAUUGGAUGCUGGACAUUUGGUUCCACAUGAUCAACCAUUGAAUUCUCAGGCCAUGAUUGAAGAUUGGGUACUUGAAAAGGGAGUUUUUGCUAAUGAUCAAAUUGAAAACUUGUCCACCAAUUUGUCUAAUGUACUUUAGGACUAUGUUGCUCAGACUCUUCAAAAAUAUCAAUGGGUGCUUGUUUGAUCCUCC